AUGACGGAGCUCUUCCUCAACAUCAGGACGAGGAGGUCUACGGGAAGAACGAGCGCAUCGAGAAAACAGAAAGAUACAGCAAGACAACAAGAUACAGCAACACUUGCAGCAAGACAAGAACACGAUGCUCGACAAGAGCCAAGAGAGAAACAGCAAGUCGAUGAUAUUGAACAGGAACAACUUCGAUCCCAGCUGGUGUAUCAGCAGGAGCUCGAGAGAGUUUUGAGCCUCAGGGCAACCAGGCACGAAGAGAAUUUCGAUGCGUGA
This is a messenger RNA of Guillardia theta CCMP2712, 267 nucleotides long. RefSeq lists its product as hypothetical. The transcript is spliced from 2 exons. Lineage: Eukaryota; Cryptophyceae; Pyrenomonadales; Geminigeraceae. The coding region runs from base 1 to 267 and encodes 88 amino acids. The record is from RefSeq and is a predicted model, not a curated record.